AUGUUCUACAUGCCCGGCAGCACCCCGCACAACCUCCCCCACGACCCCUUCAAAGCCUGCGUCCUGCCGCGCCCCAUCGGCUGGCUCAGCACCCUCUCCCCCGCCGGCCACGCCAACCUAGCGCCCUACUCGCAAUUCAACAACCUGACCUUCGACCCGCCCUACGUCAUGUUCAGCGCGAACCAAACCGCCGCCGCGACGCAGAAGGACACGGUGCGCAACGUCGAAGCCACGCGCGUCUUCUGCUGGAACCUCGCCACCUACGCGCUGCGCGAGGCCGUCAACGCGACGGCGGCGGAGCUGCCGCACGGCGCGGACGAGUUCGCCCACGCCGGCUUGGCGCGCGAGCCGAGCAGGACCGUGUUUGUGAUGGUCAAGACGGCGGCGGCGGGGGGCUACGAGGAGGAGCAGCGCGUGCCCGUGCCCAUGGUGCAGGCGUCGCCCGUGCGGUUUGAGUGCGAGUACUACACCACACUACGGCUGCCGGGGCGGGCGCCGGUGGGAAGUGCGGAUGUGGUGAUUGGGCGCGUGGUGGGGGUUCAUAUUAAGGAGGAGGUGUUGACGGAUGGGAAGAUAGAUGUCCGCAAGACGCUGCCGAUUGCGCGGUGUGGGUAUUUUGAGUAUGCGGUUGUGAGGGAGGUGUUUGAGAUGGUGGUACCCGGGGGUGAGGGGGCUAGGGCGGCGAUGGAGGGGAGUGGGAAGGCGAUUCAGGAGAUGGGGGAGAGAGUGGGUGAUGAGGAGGAGGGUGGAGAGGGGGAUGUGGUUGCUGGUGCUGAGGUGGUUUGAGGUAGGAAGAAGG
Molecule: messenger RNA, 799 nt
Organism: Mytilinidion resinicola
Lineage: Eukaryota; Fungi; Ascomycota; Dothideomycetes; Mytilinidiales; Mytilinidiaceae
Exons: 1
Coding region: 1-786 (261 amino acids)
Molecular function (GO): FMN binding
Source: RefSeq, a predicted model, not a curated record